Molecule: messenger RNA, 1374 nt
Organism: Tricharina praecox
Lineage: Eukaryota; Fungi; Ascomycota; Pezizomycetes; Pezizales; Pyronemataceae
Exons: 4
Coding region: 341-940 (199 amino acids)
Source: RefSeq, a predicted model, not a curated record
GUCGAUGGCCGGCCGUGGCAAGACGAUCGGCGGCACUAUUACUGAUGAUGUCCUGUCCCAUCCAUCCAGCCAUCCAUCCAUCACGGGAAGUCGACGAAAUGACUGCAUUGCCCAUUGCCAUUGUUGGUUUUCCUGUUGGCGAAGCCACCAUACAUAGGGUAGAUACAAUGACGACGUCUUCAGCUAACACUAACCACGCUGGUCUCGACUCUCACACACUCACACACACCCACCCACCCUCCAUAAUGCCAUUCCACCGUCCGCAAAUGGACCGUGGAGCUGCGUCUGCGUCUGCCGGGAAACGUAAAGACCGGAGAACUGGGCAGACGAGAGAGCGUGGAUGCUGGACUGGACUGGAAAGCUGCUGGACUGGACUGGAAAGCUGCUGGACUGGACUGCCACUGCUACUGCUAUAAAAGCAGGCGGGCCCGCGCCUCCUCCUUGGUUGAAUGGAACAGAACAGAUCCAAUCCACAGCUUACAGUCCCUCGAUCUCAAGACCAAAGAUCAAGACCAAAGACCACAGACCAAGCAUUCCUGCCUCGACAAACAUCCACACCCCCACAAACACAAUCACCAUGAGCUCCCCCCUCGACCAGCACGACCUCCACGGCCACCACCACCACACGGCCACCACGACGACCACCACGCAGUUCACCGACCCCUUCGCGACGACGACGGACACGCACACUGCGCGGCGUGCGAGCGAUGGCAGCGUCGGUGACGGCAUGACGCCGGUUCCUCUCGCCAAGCGUGACCGCAGACUAUCCAAGGAAUGGGAUGCUGCCCUAACUCCGCCAUCGAGGUUCCAGCACGUCGAGGGGAGCAUCUUUGCCACGCCCGCGUCACGAGACGGCCACGUCCAACGCAACAAGAUCCACGGCUUCAAGGAGAAAGUCCUCGAGCUGUCGGGCGGGAGCAGGAAGAAGAGCACCUCCUGAGUUCGAGUCCCAAGCCGCAGCCGCCAAUGCGCCAUGCGCCGCUUUUAAUCUAGCUUAACGGUCAUCUUUUACUUACUUGCUUUCUUGUCGUCUUGUGGUUAUGGAGUUGCACUUGCUUUUUUUGUUGCCUUUUUUGUUGCUUUUUGUGUUUGCUUUUUGUAUUUGCUUUUCACGGCUUUAUCCGGAUGAUGGUUGCUUUUUAUCUGUCGCUUCGCUUUUCCUGUCGUUUCCUUGCCUUUCCUUGCUGUAUUAGUAUUGGUACUUCUUGGCUGUUAUGAUUGCCUUGUAUUGUGCAUCUUCAAUCAUGAAUCCAUCUUUGACUUUGGCUACGGUACUUUGGCCAGUGGCUACCCCGCACAAAAAUGAAAGUCGAUUCCGCACAAUACCGGCCGCGACCCAAGAGAAAUCAGGAUACCAGCUCUCUUCACCGCCGG